UGCAUUUCACAUCGCUCUAAAUACCUCUUACCCCCGCUUCGAAACUUUCAUAGCUUGAACGAUCACUUAAUUUUUUUUUUUUUUACGGACUGGCAUUGGAGAUUACCCUAAUUUUCGUUUUGCACAAUAUUACUUCCAACUACGGAAACAGAAGCCAUUACCCUUGAAUAACGGAUGAACCAAUGUUGGUUCCCGGCGUUCAGAUAGUUGCAUCGAAUUUUUCUCUCAUUUCGCUGCCCCUAUGCCGGUUCCGUUUUCUUCUUUCACUGGCGCCUGAUCAUGUUACAAGAUAAAGAAAAGAAGAACUCUCGGUUUAUUCUGAUCGAUAGGGCUCUCAUGUUUCUAGAUUUUCUUUAUGGGUUGAAACACGUAACUGGUAAGCGGAGUCGAUUGGAAUGAAAUUACUAAUGAUUAAUAAUUAGAAUAAUUUAGGAGAAUGCAAGUGGUGGGGAGGCUAGGCAGUUACAUUAGUCGGGGCGUAUCCACGGUGUCAGGCUCCGUUCGCCCACUUGGUGGCGCUGUUGAUAUUGUUUUAGUAGAACAGCAAGAUGGGAGCUUCAAGUCGUCGCCUUGGUACGUCCGAUUUGGGAAGUCCCAUGGCAUUUUAAGGACAGAAGAGAGGAUGAUCAGCAUUAAUGUCAAUGGAGUGGAAGCAAAUUUCCAUAUGUAUGUGGAUCAUAAAGGACAAGCUUUCUUUCUCAGGGAGGUCGAAGCGGAAGAGGGAGAAUCUAUGUUGUAUCCAUCAUCUUCUGGGGAUGAGGCAGAUUUUCUUGAUAAGCUGCAUUUGAAGUCCAGAAGUUUUAGUUUCGAAUCAGAAAGAUCAAAUUUUAUGGCUCAGGGUGAUAUAAACACAGGAAACAUGCUGACCAGAACUACUUCUGACGGAUCAGUGACAACCGGGCUUGUCUUUGGCGAUAGUAAUUUUCAGCGGGAUAUUCCCAAUGCUGAUAUGAACGCUGCACGGUCAUUGGAGUCUGCUGAAAUCGCAGCCAACCUGUUGGAGGUAAAGUGGUCUACCAAUCUUGCUGGUCAUAAACCACCUCGAAAAGAUCGUGUAAAAAUUCAAAAGAGAAAAUCUCAGCGUGGUAACACGGAUAAUUCUUCAAACCAAACCCUUAAUGCGCAAGACGGCCUCUGUUCCAACCCUGACCUUGAAGUUCCCGGAGGACUUGAUGAGGAUAACGGUAUAUACUCAUCAUGUUCAAGCACCGCGGCUGAAGUUAGCUUUUUAAAACAGGAAACUGAAGUGAUAACUGAACUAUCAAUGAGUGGAGAUAUUGCAGAGGAUGUUGAACAUGACAAGAACAUGAAGGAAGUUAUAACUGAUUGGACCGUGAGUGAUUUGGAAGUCGCAUGUCUCCAACUUCAAGCUAGCAUUGGAAAAAAGCAGUUGAGCGGAGAUGUGCCUGGUGUUUCAGAGGAGGAGAUUCCACAUGAUGAAGUUCAGACACUAGAUUACAGUGAAACGUCAAAAAGUUCAAAUGGAUGCGUGCAUUGUACAACUGGACAAACUCAUGAGGUGCUGUACCUUGAUAACAAAAAAGGUGAAACACAUACUCAUGCGGAGAUUUUACAAGCGACAACUGUACUACCUGAGGUUACAAAAAAUGAGGAAGUCACCGACAAUGCUGAUGUCAUUGUGCCUGUAAUGGUGUUUUCUCAGACUUCUCAGCAAACAAAUUGCGCUCAUCCUGGUAUUAGCAGGUCUAUUGUGGCAGAUAUAGAAGACCAAACAGCACUGCCAAAAACGCAAACCAUCAAUCUGGAUAUUGGACCUUGUUUAGCUGAGAAGGAUGGAUCAAACUGUGUUGCCGGUAUUUCAUCCUACAGCAGCCUGGGCAACCAAGCUUUAGAUGGGAAAGUUUUGAAGGUUGAAGAAGUUUCAAGCAAAUUGACGUCUCUGAAGUCUUCUGGUGAUUGUGUACUUGGAAAAACAAACAGACAACCAUCUCCGAAUAGAGAGGAAGAAGAUUUUAUUGUCAGUGACCUUGAAAGUCAAACAACUGAUAUUGAAAAGUUGAGAGUAACAUCCAGUCAUACAGUUGUCCUUAAUAAUAAGGAUGGUGGGGACGAAGACAGGCAGCAGACAAAAUCCUUUUCUGGUAGUUUACAUUCUGUUAGUAAUGCUCUGGGUCAGCAUGAUCUGUGUCAUCCUUCAAUUCAUUCACAGGACUCAGCAUGCAGUAUCUUGAAGCAGCCAUCAUUUGGGAGAGAUGAUGUGAAAUGUCUAAAACCAGAUGACCAAUUAUUGCCUGGGGAAUCAGGUUUCAAAGACAACAAUACUUUGGGGGAUGUUAAGAGUACAGCUAUAAAUCCUCCACUUGGUGUCUCAUCAGCACCCAAACCUUCCCCCAGUGGGAAUUGGAAGCUUUGGCCUUUCUCCUUCAGGGGAUCAAGUUCUGAAAACGUUGUGGUGCGUGCUGUUGAUGACAAAGAUACUAAUGCUUCAGAGAGUUCAAUCAACAAAGAUGAAGACAGAAAUGAGCUCAAACCCAAGCUACUGAAAAAGAAUGUUAGGGCAAAGACGCCAACAGCCGAACAGCUAGCAUCCUUGAAUCUAAAGGAAGGGAGGAAUACUGUAACCUUCACUUUCUCUAUGGCAACGCCAGAGAAUGAACAGGUUGAUGCCCAAAUAUAUUUAUGGAAAUGGAACAAUCGUAUUGUGAUCUCAGAUGUGGAUGGGACAAUUACAAAGUCAGACGUUCUAGGUCAGGUCAUGCCUUUGGUGGGUGUAGACUGGUCACAGACAGGUGUUGCACAUUUAUUCUCAGCUAUCAAGUUUUUUAACAGGUGGGCUCUUAGCAAAUUAUUGGAAAAUGGUUACAAACUACUUUUUCUCAGUGCUCGAUCAAUUUCUCAGGCCUACCAAACCAGACAAUUCCUGGUUAAUCUUAAGCAGGAUGGAAAAGUUUUACCUGAUGGUCCUGUGGUUAUUUCUCCUGAUGGAAUUUUUCCCUCUCUAUAUCGAGAAGUGAUUAGAAGGGCCCCUCAUGAGUUUAAAAUAGCUUGCUUGGAGGAUAUCAAGGCACUUUUUCCUCCUGAUUGCAGCCCAUUUUAUGCUGGCUUUGGAAAUAGAGAUACUGAUGAGAUCAGCUACCUCAAAGUUGGAAUUCCAAGAGGGAAAAUCUUCAUUAUUAAUCCAAAGGGAGAGAUUGUUGUGAACCGCCAACAUGACACGAAGUCUUAUACUUCUCUUCACGCUCUCGUGAAUGGGAUGUUCCCUCCUACGACCACAUCUGAGCAGGAGGAUUUUAAUUCAUGGAAUUACUGGAAGCUACCUCCUCCUGGCGUGCAUUUCGACACCGGCAUUAUAAACCUUUGUUGGCAAAUUCAGAUGAUCUGUGUGGUAGCCCCAAGAUUCUCCUUCUGUACAAAACAUUUAUCAGAUGGAUUGAUCUAUUGGCGCUCAAAUGCCAUCAAUGGAAGAUUUGUGAAGAGCAGGAUCAUUUUUCCUUCCUCCUGCUUCAAAGUCAUUUUCCCUUGUUCAUGAUGUGAAGUCACCACAAUUCGUCAUUUCUCAUUUGUGGCCCCUAAGGGGGGAUCCGAGUGGUGGAGGUAUGCUAGACAGUACCUCUGUGAAGGAUUUGUGGGUUCAGCCUGAGGAAGGUGUGCUGUAAAUCAACUGUGACGGAUCAUUUAUAGAGGAGAAGGGGAAGGCAGGAAUUGGGGUUGUCUGUCGGGAUGAUUAGGGCUGUUUGAUCUGUUUUCAGGGUGAGGAAAUUGUGGCGGCAUCUGCUUUUGUGGCGGAAGCUGUUGCUGUGGAGAAGGGGCUGGGAUUGUCAAAGAAUUUGGGGGAUAAAAGGGUGGUCAUUGAAACUGAUAAUGAGGUGCUGUAUUGCAGAGGGAUGAAGGGUGUGACUGGAUAAUCUCUCCUAUUGUUCUUUUUUUUCUGGUGCGUGACCAGGGUAAUUGUGCUGCAGAUUGCGUUUCAGUAGGGUAUUUGAAUAU
This is a messenger RNA of Prosopis cineraria, 3948 nucleotides long. RefSeq lists its product as uncharacterized. The record is from RefSeq and is a predicted model, not a curated record. NCBI's taxonomy places the organism in Eukaryota, Viridiplantae, Streptophyta, Magnoliopsida, Fabales, Fabaceae. The transcript is spliced from 16 exons. Gene Ontology annotation, molecular function: phosphatidate phosphatase activity. The coding region runs from base 437 to 3490 and encodes 1017 amino acids.